Helianthus annuus (common sunflower) is the source of this 1393-nucleotide messenger RNA. RefSeq lists its product as uncharacterized. Bases 157 to 1242 code for a protein of 361 amino acids. The record is from RefSeq and is a predicted model, not a curated record. Gene Ontology annotation, cellular component: cytoplasm. Gene Ontology annotation, biological process: NADPH regeneration. The transcript is spliced from 12 exons. Gene Ontology annotation, molecular function: nucleotide binding; oxidoreductase activity. NCBI's taxonomy places the organism in Eukaryota, Viridiplantae, Streptophyta, Magnoliopsida, Asterales, Asteraceae.
AAAAAAGAGCCCAAAAACAACUAGGCCCAAUUUCCUAAAAUCAAACCAGAAGUAACUACCUACCUACUCGGCUACUCUCACUAACCUUCUUCUCCAUCUUCCAUAACUGAAAAUCAACCAAUAUUCUUCACUGUUCAUCACUAUCAGACUGCAACAAUGCCUCAAAAUCCUCCACAGAUCGCCAUUAUCGGCGCCGGAAUCUUCGUCAAAUCUCAAUACCUCCCAAGGCUCGCCGAAAUCUCAGAUCUCGUCACUCUCAAAGCCAUAUGGAGCCGAUCUGAGAAAUCGGCAAGGGAGGCUGGUGAGAUUGCACGGAAGGUGUUUGGUAAUGUGGAGUGUAAGUGGGGAGAUGAUGGAUUUGAUGAGAUUGUUUCGGAUCCGGAUAUUGUUGGAGUGAUUGUGGCUCUUGCUGGACAGAUUCAGGUGGAUAUGUCACUAAAGCUUCUAAAGGCAGGAAAGCAUGUUCUUCAAGAGAAACCAGCUGCAGCAUCCAUAAGUGAGGCAGAAACUGCAUUAUCAUCCUAUAAUUCUUUUUACAACAACAAUUCAUCUGCUCAAAAAAUAUGGGCCGUUGCAGAAAAUUACCGAUUUGAGCCUGCUUUUGUAGAGAGCAGAAAGUUGGUGUCGGAAAUUGGAGAUAUGAUGAGUGUGCAAGUACUCAUAGAAGGGUCGAUGAACAGUUCGAAUCCUUACUUCUCAAGUUCAUGGAGGCGUAAUUUUACUGGAGGAUUCAUUCUAGACAUGGGUGUACAUUACAUUGCAGGGUUAAGAAUGCUUGUUGGAUGUGAGGUUGCCUCAGUGUCCGCUACGACAUCUCACGUCGAUACAACCCUACCUCCACCAGAUACCAUUUCAUCUUUAUUUCAACUUGAGAACGGAUGUUCUGGAGUGUUUGUAAUGUUGGUAUCCUCAAAAUCACCAAAGAUUAUAUGGCGAGUUGUUGGUUUAAACGGGACAGUGCAAGUUGAACGAGGAAACAAAGACGGACAACAUGGUUAUGUGGUUACUCUCUUUACUGCGAAUAAGGAAACAAAGAGCACGUUCUAUCCGUUCAGUGGGGUGACUGAAGAGCUGAAAGCUUUUUUAAGUGACAUCUCAAGGGCCUCUCUUCAGAAGGGUGAUAAAAUAGAAGCCGAAGCUCGGUUGUCAUAUAUUGAAGGUGCACAAGAUGUUGCAGUUUUGGAUGCAAUGCUUGAAUCUGGAAUGAAACAAGGAGCCUUAGUCAAGGUUAAAAAGUUCUAAAUUUUUAAGAGUGGUAAACUCAUAUGUAUCACCAUUUUAAAAUAGAAUAUGAUAUAAUUUGAUUUAUUAUUGUUGUAUUUUAUUGAAAUAUAUUUUCCACACCAUUUUAAUAAAUAGGAAUUGACCAAUAGAGAUUUAAUAUUUUGAGAAA